Sebastes umbrosus (honeycomb rockfish) is the source of this 4207-nucleotide messenger RNA. It is a transcript of the gene elk1, whose product is annotated as ETS transcription factor ELK1. NCBI's taxonomy places the organism in Eukaryota, Metazoa, Chordata, Actinopteri, Perciformes, Sebastidae. The record is from RefSeq and is a predicted model, not a curated record. The transcript is spliced from 11 exons. Gene Ontology annotation, molecular function: sequence-specific DNA binding; DNA-binding transcription factor activity, RNA polymerase II-specific. Gene Ontology annotation, cellular component: nucleus. The coding region runs from base 1089 to 2804 and encodes 571 amino acids. Gene Ontology annotation, biological process: cell differentiation; regulation of transcription by RNA polymerase II.
AAUGGCGGGUAACCUGACCGAGGUGUAAAGUAGUGUGGAGGCGUUCAGCCAAACAGGAAGAAACUGGGAAAACACACCGAAGAGACCGAAGAGACGGAGCACUACAGUAGGCUGAACUACCAGCAAACUACCGGGCGGAUUUUACCAACCACUUUUCUCUCAGCCUCGGAGGACUGUGGACGGUCUACUGGUAACUCCAGUCCGCAGUGAGACGCGCUGUCUGGGGGCUGAGACACCAGCAGGAGGAAGAGGAGGAGGAGGAGGAGGAGGGGGCUGUCAGCAGGCUAGGCUAGGCUAGGCUAGGCUAGGCUAGGCUAACAGCUUCAGCCCCCAGAACACCCUGAACUUGGAGAAACUUUAUGAAUAAAUCAUAGGCGUUUAAUCAUCGACGGUUCCGGAGACUUCUGACGAGAUAAAAAAGAAAAGAAAGAUACAAAACAAUUUUACCGCCAAAAAACAAGUGUUAGCCUGCUAGCAUUGCUAGUUAGCCAGCUAGCAUUGCUAGUUAGCAGCUAGGUGGCUAACUAGCUCCCAUCAGUGAUUGUCAACACAUCCACGCUCUGACAGCAGACAUGUAACGUUAACACAUCUCUUCAUCCUCUUUACAUACUGAACUCAUAUUGUUUUUAUGUUAACACAAAGUUAUAUUAGACAUUAAUUAACAUUAUCAUAUUAAUUAUCACUAAGUUAUGUGCGGCUAAACGGUCUGAAUCAGUGUGUGUUUGUUUUUGACGGCGUUUCUCCGGCUAGAGCUGAACUUUUAAUUUCUCCGGUGCUGUUGCUGUUGGGUGAGUGUGUUGUUGUUAUCAUGGAGGCUCUGGAGCCUGGCAGCGGCAGCAGCAGCAGCUCGGAGCGGUUACAUAACGCCGGCAGGUCGCGGAAGAAGCUGCUGAACGUCGCCUCCUCCUCCUCAGCCUCCUCAGCCCGGCUCUGACAGCUGAGACAAACCCCCCCAACACACAGACAGACAGACAGACAGGCAGAAAGACAGACAAACAGACAGACAACACAACAAACAAGCAGCCGGCAGCAUGGAGGAGGAUGAGUGAGCCUGACACCGACACACAGCACGGGACAUUUCACUGAAGAUGGAUUCAAACCCGCUGAUAAACGCCAUGGACCCGUCCAUCACGCUGUGGCAGUUCCUGCUCCACCUGCUGGAGGACCAGCGGCAGCGUCACCUGAUCUCCUGGACAGGUGAGGACGGAGAGUUCAAGCUGCUGGACGCCGAGGAGGUCGCACGACUGUGGGGGCUCCGCAAGAACAAACACAACAUGAACUAUGACAAGCUGAGCCGAGCACUGAGAUACUACUACGACAAGAACAUCAUAAAGAAGGUGAGCGGUCAGAAGUUUGUGUAUAAGUUUGUGAGUCAGCCCGACCCCUCGCUGCCUGAGGGCCUACGUAACGGAGAGGAGGGCCAGAGGAGGGACACCGCCGACCCAAACGGCCAAUCAAAAGGCCUCGGGGGCGUAGCCUCAACCUGUCCGUCAAAGGGCUUACCCCAGCGCUCGUCUCCCAGCAUCUCCCAGAAAAGCUCCCGUAACGACUACAUGAAGUCCGGCCUCUACUCCACCUUUACUAUCCAAUCACUGCAGGCCUCACCCAACCCACGACCAAUCAAAACAGAGCUGCUGAUACAACAAGACGCAGUCUCCAAGGCUGAUCGCACGCCCAGAGAGAUCUGUGUAUUAUCAGAGUCUAAUUCCUCCCCGUCAGUAGGAGGAGGUGUUGACUCCUGUCUCCAGGUGAUCGUCACUCAGCCGUCUCCCUGUCCCACUCCGGCUCUCAGCCCUCAGAUACCGGCCAGCAGCACCAGUCAAUCACAGAAUCCUCCUGCCCCUCCUCUGAGCGACCCUCCCCAGAUUUAUCUGACCAGCGUCGGGGACCCGUCCUCCCUCACCCCCCUCAUCCCCCUGGGUCCCGUCGGGAGGUCGGUGAGUCCUGUACCUCUCCCCCACGUACCGAUGGGCCACCAGGUGCCGCCGCAGGAUGACUGCGGGGUAGUCACCAGCCCGGCCAGCUUCCCCCACACCGCUCCUCACCCGACUCAUCCCCCGCCCGUCUUUGUCAUCAUCAAUCCCCCUUCCACCCAGCAGCAGCAGGCGGCCAUGGCGGCCGCUCCUCCUCCCACCGCCCGUCCUCCUCCGCCCCCCAUCGUCAUCAAGGAGGAGAACCUGCCGUCAGAGGAGGAGCUGCUGGAGAUGGUGUCUCUCGAGGAGAGACGGGUGGAGGAGGUCCCUCAGCUGAUCUGUGGCUCAGAAGAACCAGAGCCCCCCCUCACUAUCAUGGAGAGCCCGCCCCCUCCCUGCAUGGAGCCCGGGGUCGGAGGUCAGCAGCCUGCAGGGGAGGGAGAGGUCAAGGACACGCCAACAGGUCCCUCCGCCCCUCCAGUGACGACCUCCUCAGCGGCGGCCCCUCCUGUGACCUCGGACGCCGUUCCUCCCAAACCAAAGAAGCCGCGGGGCCUGGAGCUGCCCUCCUCCCCCUCCCCCCCCCCCGGCCUUUCCCUGGAUAAGGUAAACGCAGCUGUCAACAGUUUACUGGCUCCUGGAUCAGCGACCAACACGCUAACCCCGACGGUCAUCACCUCCCACGCUCUGACUCCGGUCCUGUUGACUCCCAGUCCUCUUCCCUCUACCAUCCACUUCUGGAGCACACUGAGUCCCAUCGCUCCUCGCUCCCCGGCCAAACUCUCCUUCCAGUUCCCGACUAACGGCAGUAACCAGAUCCACAUCCCGGCUCUGAGCGUCGACGGUCUCUCCACCCCGGUGGUCCUUUCCCCCGGCCCACAGAAACCCUGAGAUCCUCACUGGCCACAGAGCUCGACUCCCGGAGGGUCGGAGGACACCUGGAUCUGGACCAAUUCUCAAACUCCACUCACACCAGGAACCACGCAGUUUUGGGGCGCUGGUAAGACUGGUAAGACUGGGAGAUUUGCUGGUUUAUGGGGACCUUUUCACUGGUGGAAUUAUUCACAGCUGGAGAAUCAUCGUCCAAACCAGACAGAUGUCCCAGUUUGGUGAACGUUGGAGAUAUCGUAUUUUAAAGGUGCAACGAGCGGCUGGACGUCAGCCUCCUUCAACCCUCAUUUCUUUCAGAGGUUUUGCGGUGGCGGCGGUGCUCCAACGCCGCGACGGCGGCUCAUCUGGAGAAGUCGACAGCAGAACAGAAAGCACAUCUGAAGACAGACGAGGUGGAGGGAUUUCUUUUCUUCUUCUAGUGGCGUAACUUCAGGAUAAAAACUUUAUAAGUUUACAGUGAGAUAACUGGAACCGGAGGAUUUAUUAUUGAUCGACUGACAGAUUGAAGACUGGAGACGGCGUUUCCUGUCGGCUCGACACACAUUUUUAGACAAUCUGAUGAGGAAUGUUCGACUUGAACCUCGUUAAUAUUCAUGAGGAAACUUCUGGAGACACACAUUUAUCUCAAACCUUCUUUUGGGGGCUUUUUGCUCGUUAUCGUCUGUUUUUUGAAAAAGUGGUUAUUUAUUUCUGUCUUCACAUAUCUCUGCAGAUUUUUUAACAUGAAUCGUCAUCCUGACCCCUGACCGCACUGGGCGCGCUCCGUUUGAUGACUUUUCUUCCUGCUGGAAUGCUUCAUUUUAUCAGCUCCCCUCCGCUGGAUUCCUUCAGACUUUAAGGGCCAUUUAAGGGAUUUUGCUUCGCUCUUAUUGGCCGUUUUUUCAAGGCCACGCCUUUCUUCACUUAUGCAUGGCCUGUUAUUGGACUAAACUCCUCGGCAUCAUUUUUGAACUGACCAAUCACAGAGGAGUGGUGAUGAUGGACCCUGAGCUGCAGGCGCUCAGUUUUUACACAGCCAAGUUAUUUCUCUAAAAGUGUCUCUAUGUGACAGAUUGUAUAUUUUCUCAAAGAGUCUUUGAAGAAGUUUAAUGUCCGAAACUGAACUGAAGUGACUCUGCGGGAGAACAGAGGUUUUAUUAGUCACAUUCCUUCUGCUUUUACAGCGUUGAUAGAGGGGUUUGUUUUAUUGAUUAAUAACUGCUAAUCAUUUUCAUUCCAGACUUGCAGUAGAUCUUUGUUGAGCAGCUCUGAUGAAUGUUUUGUUCCUGAUGGUGUUGGACCUCUGCAGUGAUGUUGCCACAAGUUUUCAAUCGGCUUCAGAUUCGUUCUUGGACUCAGACGGAGAGACUGCAGCGAUCGUAACACGCCAUAAUUAAAGGUCCAGCGUGUAACAGUUCGGGGGA